AUGUUCGCGGAGAUAAACCGGCGGACGCUCGCGUUCCGCGGCGGCGGCCUCGUCACCUCCGCGGCGGCCGCCUCGGCGGCGGGGGCCGAGGCCUGGGAGCGGCAGGACCCCGAGGCGCUGAACGGGCGCGGGGCGGACGAGGAGGCGGAGCUGGAGGGGCUGGAGGCCGAGGAGCUGGAGGCCACCGCCGCCGAGGAGAAGGAGCUGCUGCUGCCCCAGGACGCGGCGUCGCCCCCCGCCGCCGCCGGCCCCAUGUUCGCCGAGAGGAACCGCCGGACUCUGGCCUUCCGCGGCGGCGGGGGGCUUCUGGCCGCCCACCCCGCCGCCAACAAUGGCUGCGAGGCCGCGGCCUGGCCGCGGAAGCACUUCAAUGGGCGGGGGGCGGACGAGGAGAUGGAGCUGGAGGGCGCGGAGGGACUGGAGACCGAGGGGCUGCUGGAGGGCAAGGAGCUGGUCCAGGACGGGGGUUCGCUGAGUGACAGCAGCGACGACGAGGAGGACGGCGAAGGGGGCAGCCUGGGCGACGGCAGCGGCGCCGAGGGCGGCAGCUGCAGCAGCAGCCGGCGGUCGGGGGGCGACGGCGGGGACGAAGCGGAGGGCAGCGGCGAGGGGGAGAGCAUCCGGCACUUCCCGCUGGCCAGGCCCAAGUCCCUGCUGCAGAAGCUACACAUCUCCUUCCAGGGCUCCUGGCUCAAGGAGUUCCCGUGGCUCUACUACUGCCAGGAGACCGGCCUCAUGUCGUGCGCCUGGUGCACCGCGGCCGUGGCCGCUGCUGCGCCCCCCGAGGUGAUCAUGUCCGGCGCGCCCCUGCCCGGGGGGCACGACGAGCUCUGCAAGGGCACCCGCAACUACAAGCGCACCCUGCUCCUGCGGCACCACCUCUCCGCCGAGCAUCGCCUCAACGAGCCCGGCAGCGCCGAGCAGGAGGCAGAGUUACCAUCAGAACUGAAUAAUGAAGGAUACUGUGAUUUUAACAGCAGGCCAAAUGAGAACUCUUACUGCUAUCAGCUCCUGCAAGAGCUCAACGAGCAGAGGAAGAAAGGCAUUCUUUGUGAUGUUAAUAUUGUGGUGAGUGGGAGGGUCUUCAGAGCUCACAAGAACAUCCUGGUUGCAGGCAGCCGCUUCUUUAAGACUCUGUAUUGCUUUACAAACAAAGAAAACCGUAACCAAACCACUGUUACCUAUUUGGACGUUGUUGCUGUUCAAGGUUUUUCUGUCAUCUUGGACUUCUUGUAUUCUGGUAACCUCGUGCUCACGAGCCAAAACGCCAUUGAAGUGAUGUCGGUGGCCAGCUACCUUCAGAUGACGGAGGUUGUCCAGUCCUGCCGCAACUUCAUUAAAGAUGCCUUAAACAUAAGUAUAAAAUCAGAAGCUCCAGAGACUGUUGUAGUGGAUUACAACAGAAGAUCUGUUAGUAGGGAUGGUUUAUCUCCAAGGGAUCAAAAAGUUGCCAGCUUCUGGGCAACACGAAACCUCACCAACUUGGCAAGUAGCAUAAAAACUGAGAACGAUCCCUACCCUAUUGAUGAGGGCCAAAUGGAAAGCUACCAAAUGAAUGACUGCAGUUGGGUCCAGGACAGCUCACCUGAAAUGGCUGAAAAUGAAUCUCAAGGUGAGGGAAAAGUUUUCGUGUGGAAUGACAUGGGUGCACAGGGACAAUCAGUUCAAGAACCUGGAAAAGCAAGAAGGAAAAACCAAACUGCAAAGAGAUUUAUUUAUAAUGUACCACCUAAUACUGAAGAGAACUCUGAAGAUUGCUCAGUGUUGCAACCGUCAGUCCCAUAUCCAGAAGAAGAUUUGUCAUUUAUUAAAGAAGAAGCAGCUACUUCAAGUGACUUCAAGUAUGGACUGUUGCCGGGUACUUCAAAUGACUUCAAGUACGGAUUGCUGCCGGGUACUUCAAGUGACUUCAAGUAUGGGCUGCUACCGGGUACUUCAAGUGAUUUCAAGUAUGGAUUGCUGCCAGAAUCUUGGCCAAAAGAAGCUUGGGAAAAUGGUGAUUCCUCUGCUUUAAUCAUGAACAAGUUGAAGUGUCCACACUGUAAUUAUGUAGCCAAAUACAGAAGAACACUAAAGAGACACUUGCUCAUUCACACAGGAGUGAGGUCGUUCAGUUGUGACAUCUGUGGGAAGCUGUUUACACGAAGAGAGCAUGUAAAGAGACAUUCCUUGGUGCAUAAAAAGGAUAAAAAGUACAAGUGUAUGGUGUGCAAGAAGAUUUUCAUGCUUGCAGCCAGCGUUGGAAUAAGACACGGCUCACGGCGUUACGGAGUUUGUGUAGACUGUGCAGAUAAAUCUCAGCCUGGAGGGCAGGAGGGAGCAGACCAGGCGCAGGACACAGAUUUCCCUAGGGAUGAAGAAUACGAAGAGAAUGAAGUGGGAGAAGGCGAUGAGGAGCUGGGUGAUGAUGUAGAAGAACAGAACGAGCAGUCUCGGUGGGAUGAAGGCGGGGAAGUCUGUAUGCCUUUAGAUGACUGACCGAGCACGAGCCUUCAGGGUGCUGCAGGUGGACACUGUACGGAUUGACUGCUUGAAUUCUGGGACUGAAGGCUUGCGAAAUAUGGUACAGGCUGGAUGGUAGUUAUGUUGCUGUGAAAAUGUAGGGUCAAAGCCUUAUAGCAAAAAAAGGAUUAUUAAUUUUUUUAUGAUAUUUGCACAGGACUGUACAGCAUACAACCAUUUGGUUGAAUUAUACAGAGUCCUCACAUCUACAGUCAGUUAUCAAAAGAAAAAUGUAUUUUUUAUUAUUUAUAGGCUAUAGCUACUUGGGUCCUAUUCAGACAUAGUAGUAACUGUAAUUAUGUUGCACAUUCAUGUACCUGUUAACAUGAAUGAAGAAAAUUGCAAUUUGGUAUGGAAAUACAAAGACAGCUUUCCCAAAUCCACUCGUACUUUUGUCAGCGAGUCAGUGAAGCUAAUUCGGGCUGGUGGCUCGUUUUCCACAAGCAUGUCUUUGCCAUACAAACCUUACCUCUCCUGUAAUCUGAUAGGUGAAAGCCAAUCAUUUAAAUAUGUGUCACAGAUAUUGCCAACACCGUAUUGAAAUUUGGGUUGAAAACUUUUGGCUCUAUGCUGGCAGGUGCUAUGGGUGAUAAGCACUGGAGAAGUUUUUAAUGGCAUUAAUUUAGUGUCUGUUUUUAAAGAAGGUUGUUGUUGAUUCAUCAGUUUUAAAACGAUGAUGCAGAAGAAAUGACCAGUAAUGAAAUAAUAGGCUGAUCAGAGCAUGGGUAACUCUUGUGCCACUUAGUCAAAAGAGACAGUCAUGCUAAAAGGUAUCUGAUGUAAUAAUGUUUCUUCUCUCUCCUAAGGCCCCCCCUUCUCUCAAAAUUUUUUUUGUUUCCCUGGUGUAUACCUCAGUCCCACAGAAUAAAAAUGCAAGGAAUGGAGAAAGUGUCAUAUUAAAACAACUUUUUGGUCAAUAA
Molecule: messenger RNA, 3422 nt
Organism: Melospiza georgiana
Lineage: Eukaryota; Metazoa; Chordata; Aves; Passeriformes; Passerellidae
Gene: ZBTB10
Product: zinc finger and BTB domain containing 10
Exons: 5
Coding region: 1-2478 (825 amino acids)
Biological process (GO): regulation of transcription by RNA polymerase II
Molecular function (GO): RNA polymerase II cis-regulatory region sequence-specific DNA binding; DNA-binding transcription factor activity, RNA polymerase II-specific; protein binding
Source: RefSeq, a predicted model, not a curated record